GUUAGGCACCAGAAGUGAAGCAUGUAUUCUUCUUCAUAAUACACUUUCUGACGCUGAAGACUACACAUGCAUCUCUGUAUUGCAUUUCUACUUUGUGCCGUUGUAUAUGGCAUAAGCCGCAUUUCAGAGCCAGAUCUGAGGGCUGUUAACUUUGCGGACAAGAUAGAAGGACAGAAGCUGAACGGAAGCCUGAUUAGAGAAAUAGAAGUGGAUUCGGAAAGUUCCUGUCAGCUUGAGUGUGUGGACGAAGAGCAAUGUCAAUCUUAUAACUUUGGAACCAUGAAGGGCGACUCAGAGAAAUUCAAGUGUCAGCUAAGCGACUCUGAUCGAUUUGUUGGAUCGACUAACUUUAACGAGGAUAAGGAUUUCAUUUACAGCGGAGUAAUGCGUGAAAAAUGUACAACGAGCAUUACUGGCACUGUUCGCUACAAUCCUUCCCGAAAGGCCUCAGAACGGUGCAAUGGUAAAGUUUGGCUAUCAAUGCUGAUUGGUGUGGUCGCUACUGAACCAGGACGUCACUGUCUCGACAUUUUAAAAGCGGGUCAACGUCGGGGUAAUGGACUUUACUGGAUCGAUCCAAACGGAGGCUCAACAAAUGACUCUUUCCAAGCUUUUUGCGACAUGGAGACCGAGGGUGGAGGUUGGACACUAAUUGCCACGAGGGUGUCCCAAAGCAUAUCCUUUAUCAAAACAGCAUUCUCAGUAUCGGCAGCAAAAACCACAGACGCAGAUACGGCGAGUCACAUUCACCCUGACAUGAGGGACUGGGAAGAAGUUAUGUUCCGGUUCAGUGACGUCAACACCAUCCGGGUUGUUUACAAUAGGAAAGCGGGCGCUCCAAAUAAAGACAAAACAGACUUCGAGAAGUUCUUGAUGGGGACAGCUUAUCGUGAGAUAAGGAGUAUCCAUGGUUUUUACAAGUACAGCCCGGCAGACCACAAUAAGAGGAAUCCCUCUACUGGGUUUGUCACAAUAUCCGGUUGGCACUUCUUCUCAGACAGGGGGAUAUCUGAAAACUUUGGUGGUACUGACAGGUGGAUUGACAUGUGGGAUCAUACUGACGGCUCGAACAACUACGUAACUUCUGACGACAGCCGCGCUCUUGGCUUGAAAUGCAUUGCGGGGUACUGUUAUCUGAACAAACCAAUCUGGAUGAUGGUGCGAUAGAAACAAACUGUAAUUCAAAACUAAGGAAAGGCGCUGUCAAGUUCCUGUCAGGUGUUGAGAUAAAAGAGAAACUAUGCAAACACAGCAAACCUUUAAAGCAAUUGUAUCAGGAGCUAAGAAAAAUUUUGAAAACGUUAUUAGAUAGUGAAAGCAUAAUGAUUGAAUAAUGCGAAUGAUGAUAUCUAACCGAAUUAAAUUUAUUUCGUUUUAAUGGCA
Stylophora pistillata is the source of this 1383-nucleotide messenger RNA. RefSeq lists its product as uncharacterized. Gene Ontology annotation, molecular function: oligosaccharide binding; extracellular matrix structural constituent. The record is from RefSeq and is a predicted model, not a curated record. NCBI's taxonomy places the organism in Eukaryota, Metazoa, Cnidaria, Anthozoa, Scleractinia, Pocilloporidae.